AAAAUAUCAAAACGACCCCCACCGACUCCAGCUAAUAUCUCUGGAUCCCCAACGCGUUUUAGGGUUUGAUCGUUAGGGUUUUCUGCGCUCCCAAUUCCCCAAAUUCUAUUUCGUUUCGGAGUCCUGAUCUUCUCCAAUUCCUUCUCGGAAAAGUAAUUCGGGCUUUCCCAAAUCUUCUACUUUUACCUAAUCCUAGGGUUUCUGCGAAUUCUUGUUUGUUUGAAUCCAAGGACAGAUUUUUCUUUCGAUUUGGGAUGCUGAGAUGGUGAGCUCAGACGGAUUGAGUGCUUCUCCGCCGCCGCAGGCGGUGUCGGCAAAGCAAUUCGGGGUCACAAAGCCGAUUUCGACGGCCGGGCCUACUGAGGCCGAUACUCAGAGAACUUUAGAGUUGGAGAAGCUUUUGGUUGAAGCUGGGCUUUACGAAAGCAAAGGGGAAGCUGCCAAGAGAGAGGAGGUUCUUCACCGAAUUGGGCAGAUUGUUAAGGAUUGGGUAAAGCAACUUACUCAGUUGAGAGGAUACACAGAUCAAAUGGUUGAGGAUGCUAAUGCUCUUAUUUUUACAUUUGGUUCCUAUAGGCUUGGGGUACAUGGUCCUGGGGCUGACAUAGACACAUUGUGUGUUGGGCCAUCUUAUGUCAACCGUGAGGAAGACUUCUUCUUUGUAUUGCACAACAUUCUGGCUGAAAUGGAAGAAGUGACUGAACUGCAACCAGUUCCAGAUGCCCAUGUUCCCGUAAUGAAGUUUAAGUUUGAUGGAAUAUCAAUCGACCUCCUUUAUGCAAGUGUUUCUCUGUUGGUUGUACCAGAAGACCUGGACAUUUCUGAUGUAUCUCUGUUGUACAACAUCGAUGAGCCUACCGUUCGAAGUCUUAAUGGCUGCAGGGUUGCUGAUCAAAUUCUUAAGCUUGUUCCAAAUGUUGAGCAUUUCUGUACAACACUCCGAUGCUUGAAGUUUUGGGCGAAAAGGCGUGGUGUUUAUUCCAAUGUUACUGGAUUUCUUGGUGGUGUGAACUGGGCUCUCCUUGUUGCCCGAGUGUGUCAACUUUAUCCUAAUGCAGUUCCUAGCAUGCUGGUUUCUCGAUUUUUUAGAGUCUACACACAGUGGCGAUGGCCAAAUCCUGUCAUGUUAUGUGCUAUUGAAGAGGAUGAACUUGGUUUUAAUGUUUGGGACCCACGCAAAAAUCCUCGCGACCGUACUCAUCAUAUGCCAAUUAUAACUCCUGCAUACCCUUGUAUGAACUCUAGCUACAAUGUUUCUAAAAGUACCCUCCGUGUCAUGAUGGAGCAGUUUCAGCAGGGAAACAAGAUUUGUGAGGAAAUAGAGCUGAAUAAAGCUAGGUGGUGUGCUCUGUUUGAACCAUAUUUGUUCUUUGAAAGCUACAAGAACUAUCUCCAGGUCGACAUCGUUGCAGUUGAUGCUGAUGAUCUGCGUGCUUGGAAAGGCUGGGUGGAAUCUCGGUUGAGGCAACUGACUCUAAUGAUUGAGCGGGAUACUUUGGAGAUGUUACAAUGUCACCCAUAUCCUCAUGAGUAUGUUGAUACGACCAAACAGUGUGCACAUAGUGCUUUCUUUAUGGGUUUGCAGAGGAAACAAGGUGAAAAGGUUCAGGGUCAGCAGUUCGAUAUACGAGGGACUGUUGAUGAGUUCAAGCAGUCCAUUGAGAUGUACAAUUUUUGGAAACCUGGGAUGGAAAUUUAUGUUUCUCACGUUCGUAGAAGGCAACUUCCUUCUUAUGUGUUUCCUGAUGGUUGUAAACGACCUAGACCAUCUAGAGCUGUGGCCCUGCAGCAUGAUAAUGAAGUUAGUCCGACGGGUUCUGGUGAGAGACACCUGAAGAGGAAGAAUGAUCUUGGUGGGGGUUCGCCACCGAAACGACUAUCUAUUAGCCCUCUGCCCCAGGAUUCAAUAUCUCCUGAAAUUAUCACUCACAGAGGAGGAAGUGCAUCUCCAGAGACUUUUGAUAAAUGCUUUAGUUUGGAGGUAGUUGAUUCAAAUAAAAAAACGUUGUCCGGUGAACUGGAGCCUGGAGAUGCGACCAAUUCCAGUGUUGUUACAAGUGUUACAAGCAUGAGCAGUAGUGAAGAUGCUGGAUUUGGAUCAAUGACUGGUAGCUGUGAGGGGAAUACUAAAAGUGUUGAAGGAAGCAGUAUUGGGAGUAACACUGCUUCUUUAUGUGAGGCAGACUCUGAAUCUCUUUCAGUUAACGGAGGCGAAAAUGGCAACCUUGUGCAAGGUGGAUCACAAGAAGGAUUAGAGUUGAAUGCUGCAUUUGGGAUGAUACUUAAUCCUAGCGAGGGAGUAAGAUCGGAAGGUGUGCAGAAAGCAGUGAUGAGCAGGUUGGGUUUAACCUCAAUGGCCUGAGCAAGUUAGUCCUAUGUAAAUUUGGCUGUGAAAUUAUCGGGACUUCAGUGAGAAAGGAAGAAAGCCAGCAGCUCGGGUAAGUGUUCUUUCUAUUGCUGGCUUUCAUUUCAUUCUUUUUCAGGCAUGCUCGUCUAUCCAACCUUGCGCAUUCAAAUCAAGCACUUCAAACUGAGGACGAUGGCUUCUUGUAUAAUUUUUUACGGCUUUUGAAUUAUUCUGAUAUGCUUAAAAGUCUCGAGCUCUGGAUACUCUCCAAACAACUAAUUCAGAACUUGAUCAACUUCUGCAGACAGUUGUAGGUUUUUAACUUUUCGUCAUCUGGUGGACUUUGAUAGUCCCCAGAUCCAGGAUAAAACCCCCCCCAAAAAAAAAAAAAGGGAAAAAAAAAAAAAAUCCCCAUAGUGUCUUCUUUUCAUAAGUGGAGUGUCUGGCUCUGUACUGUUCUUAAUGUAGUAGGCUGGUUAGGUUUAUGUUUGAGGGUGUGAGUGCGGUACUGCUGAGGGUGUAUAUAUCCUCAUGACAUCUUUGUACAUUAUAUGCUAUGUAAUGGUAAUAUUGAACAUCUUCAUCUUCUUUUU
Messenger RNA from Rosa rugosa (rugosa rose), 2940 nucleotides. RefSeq names its product nuclear poly(A) polymerase 4-like. The transcript is spliced from 12 exons. Gene Ontology annotation, cellular component: nucleus. Lineage: Eukaryota; Viridiplantae; Streptophyta; Magnoliopsida; Rosales; Rosaceae. The coding region runs from base 263 to 2362 and encodes 699 amino acids. Gene Ontology annotation, molecular function: RNA binding; poly(A) RNA polymerase activity. The record is from RefSeq and is a predicted model, not a curated record.